CCGCCGCCGCCGCCGACGCUUUCAAACCCCACCUCGCCCUUUCUUUCUCUCUGUGUCCAGAUCGCCGCCAUGCCGACGGUGAGCGUCGGCAGAGACCGCCUCUUCGAAGCCCUCGGCGAGACCUACACGCAGGAGGAUUUCGAAAAGCUUUGCUUUGAAUUCGGCAUCGAACUCGAUGACGUUACUACGGAGAAGGCGAUUAUUAGAAAAGAAAGACAUCUGGAAGGGGAAGAAGAGGAUGAGGACGAGGAGGUCAUCUACAAGAUCGAAGUCGCGGCCAAUAGAUACGAUUUGCUUUGCCUUGAGGGGAUUGUACGAGCCCUUCGAAUAUUUAUUGGGAAGGAAGAAAUUCCUGUCUUUAAAGUCAGUGAUGUUCCCCCCAAAUCUAUGCUUAAAAUGCAUGUUAAGCCUGAGACUGCAUUGAUUCGACCCUUUGUUGUUUGUGCUGUUCUAAGAGGAAUAACUUUUGAUGAAGCCCGAUACAACAGCUUCAUCGACCUGCAAGAUAAGCUCCACCAAAAUAUUUGCCGGAAGAGGUCUCUAGUUGCUAUUGGCACCCAUGAUUUGGACACAAUACAAGGCCCCUUCUCAUAUGAGGCUUUGCCACCGCCGGACAUAAAUUUUGUCCCUUUGAAGCAGGUAAAAAGUUUCAGGGCCGGUGAACUAUUGGAAUUUUACAGAUCAGAUAUGAAACUGAAGAAAUUCUUGCACAUAAUCGAGAAUUCUCCUGUAUAUCCUGUCAUAUAUGACAGCAAUAGAACUGUUUUGUCACUGCCACCGAUUAUAAAUGGUGCUCAUUCAGCGAUCACUCUGAAGACAAAAAAUGUGUUCAUUGAAUGCACAGCUACUGAUCUGACAAAGGCAAACAUUGUUUUGAAUACGAUGGUAACAAUGUUUUCAGAGUAUUGUGGAAAGAAAUUUGAGGUCGAACCUGUUGAGGUGGUGUACUCUGAUGGUAGGUCUAGCAUUUACCCGGAUCUUACAGUUAGCAAUAUGGAGGUCUCCCUUGCUGAUAUUACUGGUCCCAUUGGUAUUGCACUGGAGGCAUCAGAGGUUGUUCCCUUGUUGAACAAAAUGCAAUUGCAAGCUGGAAAAUCCUUGACGACAAAUGGAAACUGUAAUAUAAUUGUUUCUGUACCUCCCACUAGAAGUGAUAUUCUACAUGCUCGUGAUGUGAUGGAGGACGUUGCUAUUGCUUAUGGAUUUAAUAACAUUCCAAAAUCAAAACCUAAAUGCAUGACAACAGGAGGGCGGCAACCAUUGAACCGAUUUUCUGAUAAAAUCAGAGCUGAGGUCUCCAGAGCUGGGUAUAUGGAGGUGCUCACAUGGGUUUUGUGCUCACAUGAAGAAAACUUUGCAAUGUUGAAACGGAACGAUGAUGGAGACAAAGCUGUUAUAAUUGCAAACCCUCGAUCAUCUGACUUCGAGGUUGUUCGAACAAGCCUUAUGUCAUGCUUAUUGAAAACUGUAAAGCACAAUAUUGACCAUCCAAGACCCAUAAAGAUAUUUGAGGUUGGUGAUGUUGUAAUAUUGGAUGCGGCACGUGAUGUUGGUGCAGCAAAUAAUCGUCGACUUGCGGCAUUGUACUGCAAUGUUACCUCAGGAUUUGAGGAAAUACUGGGAUUGGUGGAAAGAAUCAUGAAAGUUGUGAGAGCACCACAUGUCCAACUUAGUGAUAAUUAUAUGAGGCCUUCCAAUGAGCCAGAAUUCUUCCCAAAUAGACAAUGUAGCAUCAUAUUCCAGGAGAAACAGAUAGGCCACUUUGGAAUUGUUCACCCUGAGGUCUUGAAGAAAUUUGGUAUCCCUGAUCCAUGUUCUUAUGUUGAGAUUGACAUCCAGGCCUUAUUGUAGAGUGUGAUAAUUUUGUGACCACACAGGUUCCAUUAUUUUGUGGACACAAGUUUUGUUCGGCAUGUCAUAUGACUUUAUUUGCAACAGGAUUUAAAUUUUUCACUAACGAAUUCGUUCAAUCCUGAUGAUUGGGAGUUGGUAACCAUUAAAAAAACCUGUAUUUUUUUCUUUUCAAUGCACCAUCAUGGAAAUCGUUGGUAUAGACAUUAAUUUAUAUUAUUGUUAUCAUUUCAGAGAGGAUGUGAUCGUUAUCUUUCAAACA
Molecule: messenger RNA, 2113 nt
Organism: Elaeis guineensis (African oil palm)
Lineage: Eukaryota; Viridiplantae; Streptophyta; Magnoliopsida; Arecales; Arecaceae
Product: phenylalanine--tRNA ligase beta subunit, cytoplasmic
Biological process (GO): phenylalanyl-tRNA aminoacylation
Cellular component (GO): cytoplasm; phenylalanine-tRNA ligase complex
Molecular function (GO): RNA binding; phenylalanine-tRNA ligase activity; ATP binding
Source: RefSeq, a predicted model, not a curated record